AUGUCGUCCGAGCCGCCAAGCGAGCCUCCAGCCAAGCGAGCAAGGGUGGAGCCAGAUUUGAAAAUCCUGGUGGAUGAUGGUGAGGUUGAAGUACAUUCCCUCAUUCUGGAGCUUGCUUCACCUGUCUUUGCCAAAAUGUUGAGCAGUGCUAUGAAGGAGGGCACUGGGACAUCAAUCCAACUACCAGGAAAGAGAAAAAGUGAGCUGGAAAAGUUCUACAAAGCACUACAGCUGUACACCAUGGAACCCUUGACCCAGGAGAGCGCUAUGUUUCUUACCCAAUGGGCUGACAAAUAUCAGAUUGAUGCCUUGAAGGAAAAGUGCGAGGAUUUUCUGGUCGCAAAGGUGCCAGUGGAUGGUGUUGGCUUGCAGCAUGCAGUGAAGUAUGGCUUGCAGAGAAGGACCAGGCAGUGCUUAGAUAUUAUGAAAGAGAAGCUGGAAGACCAUGUGCAUCAUUUGCAGGUCUUGACUACAAGGGAGUGCCAGGAGCAUUUGACGCAGUUGUGGCCACUCAUUCUUCAAAAAGCUGGCGUCAAAUUCUUUCCUUUACCCCCUCCUGCCCAUUUGGAAAGCAUGUGGCCAUUCUUGGCCCAAGCAGUCGUUUCAUGGCCCAAGGCAUGUCGAUUGCAGACGCUCGAAGCUGACCUGGCCACAUGGCCUAACAAGCUGCGGAACUUUCUGCCCAUGACGAAUAGCGUGCAUGAAAGAGCCAAGGGCUGGGUGCUCGAGAAGCUCCGCACGCAUGGGAUCAACGGGUGA
Messenger RNA from Durusdinium trenchii, 759 nucleotides. Lineage: Eukaryota; Dinophyceae; Suessiales; Symbiodiniaceae. The record is from the annotation of a GenBank genome assembly.